Lachancea nothofagi CBS 11611 is the source of this 1326-nucleotide messenger RNA. The record is from the annotation of a GenBank genome assembly. NCBI's taxonomy places the organism in Eukaryota, Fungi, Ascomycota, Saccharomycetes, Saccharomycetales, Saccharomycetaceae.
AUGGGAAAAGUGACACAGCUUUUGCUGCAUCCUGUAGAGUUGAAGGCCGCCUUGAAGCUAAAAUUUAUUAGAAAGCCGUUAUAUUCUCUAGAGGAUACUAAAGAAACCCCCGAAUUGAAGAGAUGCUACCAAUUGCUAACUAAGACGUCACGUUCGUUUGCCGCUGUUAUAAUGGAAUUGCAUCCCGAGUUGCGCAACGCCAUCAUGCUAUUCUACCUUAUCCUAAGAGCCCUGGACACUGUCGAAGACGAUAUGACAAUAGACUCGCAAGUCAAAGUACCACUUUUGCGUGAGUUCGACUCCAAGCUAGAUCUCGAGGACUGGUCGUUCGACGGAAAUGCGCCAACGGAAAAGGACCGUUGUGUGUUGGUGGAGUUUCCUUGCAUUUUGAAGGAAUUACACAAGUUGAAGCCAGAAUAUCAAAAAGUCAUCAAGGAAAUCACCCACAAGAUGGGAAAUGGUAUGGCUUCGUACAUUCUGGAUGAAAACUUUAAUUUGAAUGGUGUUUCGACGAUCAAGGACUACAACCUUUAUUGCCAUUACGUCGCGGGACUUGUUGGCGACGGGCUAACGCAACUGAUCGUGCUCGCAAAUUUCGGUAGCCAAGAUCUGUACACUGAGUCUGCGCAAACAUUCGAGAGCAUGGGUUUGUUUUUGCAAAAAACAAACAUCAUCAGAGAUUAUGCCGAGGAUUUAGAAGAUGGUCGUUCAUUUUGGCCUCAGGAAAUCUGGUCACUUUACGCCAACAAGCUGGUCGAUUUUUCAAAGCCUGAACAUACCCAAGCAGGUGUUCAUUGUAUAAAUCAUCUGGUGCUGAACGCCUUGGGCCAUAUUGAAGACGUUCUACUCUUUUUGAGUUCCGUACACGAACAAUCGUCAUUCCAGUUUUGUGCCAUUCCCCAAGUGAUGGCUAUUGCUACCUUGGCCAUGGUCUUCAACAACCCAGUAGUGCUACACGAGAAUGUGAAAAUCAGAAAGGGCACCACUUGCUACUUGAUCUUGAAAUCCAGAACUUUGCGCGGUUGCGUGGAAAUUUUCCAAUACUACCUGCGUGACAUCAAGAAACGCUUGCCCGUGGACGACCCCAAUUAUCUAAAGAUAAACAUCAAGAUUGGCAAAAUAGAACAAUACAUCGAGGAGAUGUACCAAGAGCAAUUGCCCGCGGGAGUCGCACCUAAGGAGACUACUAUCUACAAAAAGGUGCAACAAAGGAGCACUUAUGACGCUAAAGUCGCUCCAAAGCAAACGGAUGAGGAGUACCAAUUUAACAUGGCCCUUACAAUGGUCUUGACCUUGGCAGCUGCCAUCGUCUUUUAUGUGAAGUAG